This is a messenger RNA of Fonsecaea erecta, 2532 nucleotides long. RefSeq lists its product as hypothetical. The transcript is spliced from 2 exons. The coding region runs from base 1 to 2532 and encodes 843 amino acids. NCBI's taxonomy places the organism in Eukaryota, Fungi, Ascomycota, Eurotiomycetes, Chaetothyriales, Herpotrichiellaceae. Gene Ontology annotation, molecular function: transmembrane monodehydroascorbate reductase activity. The record is from RefSeq and is a predicted model, not a curated record.
AUGUCGCCCUCACCGCAACUCUCCCCCCCCGGGAGCAGCACCUAUGACUCGAACACGAUGCAUGUGGGCGACGGGACUUGGGACGCAGGAAGAGAUGACUUCCUCCUGCCCAACCUCGUGGGACUGAACUUCGCGACAAUGAGAUACAAUGGAAUGGGGAAUCGCUUCUUCUCCCUGACCGGAUACCAUGGCCUGGUCGAAGCACACGGCAUCAUUGCCGCCAUCACAUUCCUCGGGAUCGUGCCGCUCGCGAUUUUCCUCAUGCGAUUCUACGGCCGCCAGCCCCGACUUGCCCUCCGAAUGCACAUAUGGCUCCAGAUCCUCACCCUCCUCUUGAGCACGGUCAUCAUCAUUCUCGGCUUUCAAGCGGUCGGUCCCAACAGGAGCUUGACCAAUCCACACCAUGGGAUCGGUGUCGCAAUUUAUGUCUUGGUCUGGGUGCAAGUCCUGGGAGGCUGCAUGGUGCACCGACGAGAAAAAGGGAGGAAGCGACCACACAUUCCUCUCAGCGCCAUGCUCCAUCACUGGAUGGGCCGGGCUAUUGCUCUGCUCGGCAUCGUCCAGGUUGCACUGGGUCUGACGCUCUACGGAUCGCCCCCCUACUUGUUUGUCCUCUAUUCGCUCUGGGGCUUUUUCCUGCUUUUCCUGUAUUUUGUCUUGCAAUACUUGGCCGAGAGAAGACGAGGUCGCUACGGGCCCGGCGGCGGGAGCAAUCAUCAUGUCGAUGUGGUUGAGACGGAUGAUGACCGCAGACACACUGGGUUGGGGAAACUGGCCCUGGCUGGAGCAGCGGGCGCGGGUCUCGCGGCGUUGUUCAGGAGACGGUCGUCGAGGAGGGACGACUCGCCUCACCGCGUGCAUGGAGGUUCUGGCACCGAAGUGACCGGAAGUGGAUCGUCUUAUUACUACGACGAUAAAAUGUCUGACCGGUCUCGCCAUGGCAUCGGACAUCGCCUUCUGCAAGUCGCCGCCAUCGGAGGAGCUGUCGCUGCGGUAAAGAAGCUGAUGGGCCGGAGAGACCGCGAUGACGACUCGGACGUGGGCCCUUACAGACCACCUCUCGGUGGCAACCAGUCGGUCACGACAGACUCGAUGUCGCGAAUCGAAGAAGGCAGGCCACCCUCCAUUCGUCCAGUGACGCCGGGUGGUGUCAGUCCGGGCCACAUCAGACCGACGCACCCUCUCGCACAAACCCCCAUGACACCCGGAUCGGACGGACGCAGACCAUCCGGGUCAUUGUACUCGUACGACUCAUACAUGUCUGGAUCCCCUUCGCGGCGCGACCGGAGAUCGCACGGAUUCCGAGAUGCCGUGGCUGCAGGGGGAACGGUGUUCGCCAUUCGACAACUAUUCAAAAAUCGCAGACAACGCAAAGAGGAUAUUCGCGCCGAACAGCUGAGGAGGGAGAGGAUCGAGGAUGAGCGAAGGGCGCGCAUGGACCCGGGUCAUCGGUACACGGGCGACGGAGUGGCUCCCCCCCGACGCAUGCGCCACGGUAGGAUGGGCAGUCAGACCGCGUCAGACCUGUCUACCGAUCUGGGACCGCCAGGAAUGAGCGGAGCCAUCCCGGUCGCGGCAGGAGCAGGUGUCGGUGCCGCCGCAGCCAGUGCUCUGGCCGACCGGGAUCGAAUCCGACCCGUCGGCCAGGAUCCUCCCAUCGUUCCGCCAGGGCCGCCGUCUGCGGCUUAUCCCAUCCCCCCUCCAGGCCCCGCAGAUAUCCCUCCGGUACCUCCACCUCACCUAGACUCGUCAGGCAGCGAACUCUACACCACGGGAUCCGGCAGGCAACGGCAUCGACAUCAUCUCGGCGACGAGGCGGCCGCUGGACUGGCUGGGGCAGCCCUCGGAGCGGCAGCGGCGGAGGACUCCCGCCGUCGACGUCGCAACCAUGCGGCUGACAGCGUGGAUUCCCCUCCUGUCAGCGUGAAAAUCAACAUGCACAACGACGGCCGCCAGGUGACGCUGCGGCGGUUGACGGAAGAAGAAGUGGCCGCACAACGGGAAGCACGGAGAAGAGAACGUCACGCGUCCGCGGCAACGAGACGAUCACGGCGAGGCUCGAGUUUCAGUGGGAGCGACAGUGAGGCGAUGGGGGCCACGAGUGCCGAUCGACGAUGGAGACGCACCGAAGCGCUGGAGGCCGAGCAGGCGGCGCAGAAUGAAGCGACGGCUCACGCUGCUGCUGCGGCUGCCACCACGCCACACUCGGCUGCGGCCAGGACUCCCCAGCCGCCUGCGUCUGUUGCUGGGUUUUCUCCCCCUCCCGCGGUCCCUUACCCUACUCCGCCUGAACCGCCGGGCGUGCAACCAGGCUAUGGUCAAGCAUAUCAAGUGCCUCUUCCGCCUCCGCCGCCGAUCCCGGGGUCAGCAAGCAACCUCGGGUACCCGGCAGGGAGUGGCGUGACUUCUCCUGGUACGGAGACGAGUGGAGCGACCGAGUAUGCCAACAACCGGAGAAGAAGGCGGGCCGAACGGGCACAGGCGAAGUUGGCCCGCGAGGGGAGGACCGGAGGGACGGUCGAAUUUACCUGA